AACGUCCUUCCCCGUCGUGUCGGUUGUUCGUGGUACGUACCGGUGUGUGGGGUUGUUCGUGAUAGUGGCCGUGUCGGUGGUUCGCUGGUUAAAGAGCCGGUGGAGCCUCCGUGGUGUCCGGUUAACCCUCUGCCGCUGCUGGUGUCCGGUUGACCGGGGGAUGCUGUGAUGUGAAGUGACAGGUCUGGUUGCGCUAUGCUAACUGCAGCUAAGGUGAUACUGAACUGAAGUCAGUGUGGAGUACAAGUUCAGGAGUGAAUGAGGACAGACGGUUCAUCAGCAGGCCCUGAGCUGGCUGAUCCCACAGAGGAGAGGAAAACCUUGUUUUGGGUGAAUGUGAGGGGGCUUUGGACAACCGUGGCCUGAAGGCAUUUCGAUUUCUCUGAGAUGUCACUCAGACAAGCAGGAGGGAUGUCCAUCGCACAGGCUUUGGCCAUGACCGUGGCGGAGAUACCGGUCUUUCUAUAUUCCACAUUUGGCCAGUCCAUCUUUUCUCAGCUAAAACUUACACCAAACUUGAAGAGGGUGCUCUUUGCCACAGCGAUAGGCAGUGUUGCUCUGGCUCUCACUGCUCAUCAGCUUAAGAGGCGGGGGAGAAAAAGGAACCAGGCAACACAACGGAAGGAGGGCCAGAAGACCGUGGGAAUACCUGAAGCACUGAGGAAGACAGGAAGACCCUCUUCAUUAAAGAGAGGUCAGUUAACUGGUCGUCAGAUGAUGAGUCCGAGCACCAGGAGCAAUGACACCAUGAGUGGAAUUUCUUCCCUGGCUCCCAGUAAACACUCAAGUUCCUCACACAGCCUUGCAUCAAUGCGGGUCCUAGGCUCCCCAAGCCAGUCUGCCAACCCACCCACGCCCUGGGAGGCAGAACCUGUGGCAGAAGAGUCAGGGGCACUAGAGGAUGCGAACGCAGAGAAUCUGUAUUUAAUUGGAAUGGAGCUUUUUGAGGAAGCUCUGAGAAAGUGGGAACAAGCCCUGAAUAUUCGCCAUCACACCUCCUCAACCUCCAGCAACAACAGCCUCGCUCUGCAGGGGGCAGCGUGUGGAGACUUUCCCAUGGCUGAAGCCCAUAGUAAAGGGUUUGCUGACAAGUUAGAGACUCUACUGCACAAGGCGUACCACCUACAGGAGGAUUUUGGGAGCACUAUCCCUACAGACAGCGUGCUGGCAGACUUUGAGAGCGAAGGAACUCUUAUCUUGCCUCAAGUUGGGAAUUUCCACAGACUGCAAGAUGAUGAUGCGACUACUGUUACCUCCGACCAGUCGUUCUUUUCGGCCGCAGAGCUGUUUGAUGCCAUGUCUCUGGAAGAGCACUACCAGCCUCUGAAGCCUUCAGCUCUUUAUGAAGAAGCCCUGUCUCUGGUACGAGAGGGAAAAGUGUCAUAUAGGUGCCCGAGGACUGAACUACUUGAAUGUUAUGGUGAUCAAGAUUUCCUAGCCAAACUUCACUGUGUGAGACAAGCAUUCCAGGUGCUGUUGUCAGAUGAAACUCAUCGCACGUUUUUCAUGGAGACCGGGAAGCAGAUGAUUACAGGGUUAAUGGUGAAGGCCAACAAGAGUCCUAAAGGCUUCCUAGAGAGCUAUGAGGACAUGCUGCUUUACACUCAGAGAGAGGGAACGUGGCCAGUUACACAGAUGGAGCUAGAGGGCCGAGGAGUGGUGUGUAUGAACUUUUUUGACAUAGUGUUGGACUUUAUACUAAUGGACGCAUUCGAAGACCUGGAGAGCCCUCCCUCAUCUGUGGUAGCUGUGCUGAGGAAUCGCUGGCUCUCUGACAGCUUCAAAGAGACGGCUCUGGCGACUGCUUGCUGGUCUGUCCUAAAAGCGAAAAGGCGUCUGCUCAUGGUUCCUGAUGGUUUUAUCUCCCACUUCUAUGCCAUAUCAGAACAUGUGAGCCCAGUUUUAGCUUAUGGGUUCUUGGGACCCAGGCAGCACCUAAGUGAGGUCUGCACUAUCUUCAAGCAACAAAUCGUGCAGUACCUUAAGGAUAUGUUUGACCAUGACAAGGUCCGCUUCACCUCUGCUAACAGCUUGGCCGAGGACAUCCUGAACCUUUCCCACCGCCGCAGCGAGAUUUUACUGGGGUAUCUGGGGAUCGACAGACUUCUGGAGCUCAACGGUUCCCUGCCCAGGGACACCGACAGCUCUUAGGGGCCCAAACCCAAACAGCAUGAAGAGUUACUGAGGGCUUCAUGGGGCUUGUGCAGGCCAGACGCAUUGGAGUCGCAGCUCAGCACUUGAUCUGCACUAAGACUGGAUUUAAAUCAUACUCCUGUGAUACACUGGGAACCACAGUUAAUUAUUCAUUCAUCAUCAAACACUGACAGAGGAUAUAUUUUCACGAGCAUCACUUGUUCUAAUGAGGGAAACUGGUUGGACUCCACCUCUUCCUUGUUAUCAGCUGCUGGGCUGCCUAUCUGGAGAAUGCCUACAUGUGAUCUCAGACGUGUGAAGAGGUGUCUAUAACUUGUUGGGUUUCCAGGCUACUUAAAAACACACGAAACUGAAGCAUGGGGACGAAUGAAACGGUCCCUUCCACAUUAUUCUUUCACGUGGAGCAAAUGUCUUCAGAUAACUAGUGGUUGCACCUUCCAUUCGUCUGACGUGUGAAAACACAUGGAAUAUCAUAUUCGUCACAGUUGCGUGAAAAGAAGUGUGUUGACGUGUUUUGUUUUAUAUUAAAGGGGCAAAGUUAUUUGUUAAAUCCAUGAUAAUGUCUGACAGAUUUAAAGUGUGUAAUGAAGGACGUAAUGAAGUUAUCUCCUCACUGAUGCUACUUAAGUCCCUUAGUUCCUAACCUUACCCCUCUUUAAUUUAAAGAAGUAUUUAUUCCAGUUUGAUUUGGUCAAGUAGGCUAAAAUGUGACAUAUCAGAGUGACUGUAAUAAGAAGAGUAGUGUAAUGACAAUGAAAUAAGGUCAUCCUGAAGCUAUAUGCAGACCCCAGAACAUUUCUCAUAUAGUCUUCUGGACAUAGCAGUGAUCCCGCGAAGAUGCAAGUUAUACUUUCUCCAAGUCAAAGUGAGCCCACACUUUAUCUGGAAAUGAAUCCCAUGGCACAAAACAAACUGCAAAUAACAGAAAAACUGGUUUUAAUACUAUUACAUAGGAUUGGUGUGGAUUAGCAAUAAGUACCUUAAAUUCAGCAUUAGGUGAUGCACAAAUUCCUACAGUUAAUUAGUUACCUUUCUGUAACACAGUGCUGAGCUAGGCAGAGCCCGCCACUAGUUUAUUAAUUGGUUGUGCCACUUGAAUCACUUCCAAAUAUUUGGGCCUUUCUGUGAAAGUAUACAAACCCAAGUUAUAUGAACAAAUAAACCUCUGUUUUCAGUGCAAUGUGUGAAACAGCAGUAGAUACGGAGUAUGGUUGUUUUUCAACCAUAAUUUGUUAUUCAUGAAUAUUUGAUGAGUGAAAAAAUUCAGAUUUUCUCAGUGGGUCGGAUUUUUCACAGCAGACAUUUGUCAGCAUUCUAACAGGAAAGGCACAAGUGCUAGUAAUAACAGUAACAACGGCUCUGUUUAUUCAAGUGUCUCAGUAAACCACGACGGCAAUGGUGGAAAAUUAUUGAUUGAGAUUUGAGGUUUUGCUGAUUAAACUGUGGAACAGUGUUUAUACAAGUUAGAAUUUACUCUGCUUCAGCCAAUCAUAACAGUGACAGGCUCCUUACCCAGUAAUGCAUUAGUAAUAAUAAUAAUCCUAUUAUAUAAUAACAUGUACAUACAAUAUAGCCCCAUUUAAAACAAGACUUUGUUCUUCAUAAUGACAGCUUUUACUUUUGAUAUUUAAAGUCAUUUUACUGUCACUGCUUUUUGUCAAUUUCUGUGUUUGAUUACACUGCAUUUGAUUAUUGAUUGUUAAUAUAACUAAUAGUUUAACUAAGAGCUUUUAUUAAAUAUUCUGAUUGUGCAAUCAUGGCCCAUUUUGCACAAUACCAGCACCCUGAAACCGAAGCAGAUCUAUGGAACUGGGCCAUCAUUGGUUUUAUUAACACUUGUGCUUUCCCCAAUGCAUCAAACUAAUAAGAGUUACGAUGAUUACAUUAUCAAAAUAAGAUAAAUGUCUUCUAUGGAAAAAGGUCAAUGCUCAUGGCUGUAACAAAGUGAACCCAGCGACUACCAUCUAACACCUUUUAGAGACUGAAAGAUACAACUCGGCCUCAAGUGAGAUAUGUAAUCAAAAACACAUUUUCCUUUUAAUCAAAUCCACAUACUGUGUGUUGUUGGUUUUCAUCUCUGCUCAUUGUAUAAUAGACACGACCAGUAACAGCACCAGUAUUGGUCUAAGGUUGUUUUGUGUCUGAUCUCAUGAAGACUUUUACUGAGGAACUGUGCAUUGUACAGUCUUGACUGUUACCGGCACUCUGAAGGGCAGAGCUCGUAAGUCUUUAUUUUGAAAUGCAAUGCAAUCCUUUGUCAAGAAUCAGCAUUGAAGGGAUUAUUUCCGUUUCAUUUAAACAUGAACUUGCAGCUGAUGAUGGAGCCUUUCCAGAAAAAGAUUAAGUUCUGUGUUUUUUUUGAUCUGCAGCUUUGUGUUCUGAGGCAUUUUGCACUUUAUCAGAGAAGCAGAAAGAUACAGGAAUGUCCCGCAACCCUUAUAUUUGUAAUGAUUAGUUUGAGAACAAACAUUAAGCAGUUGAAAUGACUCCACAACAGAAGUGAUGUACUGUUGAUAACACAGAGCAUAUAGUAAAAAAAACAAAAACGAUAUUCCCAGAAACCUAUGUUACGCAAGAUAUUUAUUCUGGUUACUAUGAUAACUUUAUGAUUUAGUGUCCAUGUUGAAUGUUAACAUCUUAACUGUGUGUGGUCAAAUCUGUUUUCUCCCCAGUUUCAGUCCGUUGUUGUAGAUCAUCAGCCGCAUGUAUCAUGCAGGCAAAUGCUAAUGUUUUGGUUGUUAGUCUCCUACGAUUGGUCUGCUUCUGCUGUGUCAUGAGAGUAGAUCAGUUUGAUUCCUCCUGCAGCCUUUGCAUGUUCGCAGUGUAGAUUAUCCUAAAAAUGCAUCAAUCAUAUAUGUGCUGCAACAUUUAGAAGCAGGCUCAUCCCUUUAGUUGCUGUUAUUGUUAGUUUUUAGAAAUACUCUGAAUGGAAAUACUCUGAAUGGAAUGUUUAGGAACUGAAAGUCAUUUGAAAGUAAAUAUUCAGGCAAUGAUUUAUUAUAGAUUUACGAGGAUUUCGGAUGGCCAAAAUGAGUUUACUGCAAUACAUUACAAGUGUCCUAA
Platichthys flesus (European flounder) is the source of this 5217-nucleotide messenger RNA. RefSeq names its product mitoguardin 2 (gene miga2). The record is from RefSeq and is a predicted model, not a curated record. Gene Ontology annotation, biological process: mitochondrial fusion. NCBI's taxonomy places the organism in Eukaryota, Metazoa, Chordata, Actinopteri, Pleuronectiformes, Pleuronectidae. The coding region runs from base 388 to 2151 and encodes 587 amino acids. The transcript has 16 exons.